AUGGCUUCGACCAAAGUUGCACCUCCUCAACAGCCAACUAUGAUGGACAUUCCAGAGCCAGAGUUCAAGACUUGCAAAAUGAAUGAGGAGAUGGCAUUAACGGCUAAGGAUUACAUUUUAUCUGGACUGAAGAAGUACGGUUUGGAAAAGGAGGUCGCUGAAUAUAUCAAGCGCAAGUUCGACAAGAAAUUUGGCCCUAAAUGGCAUUGUAUCGUCGGACGCCACUUUGCGUCGCAUGUCUCGUACGAGCCAGAUCAUUAUCUCUACUGCAAAGUCGGAGAAGAAGUAAUUCUUCUUUUCAAGAGUGGAGGAAGCGGUGGAAUUAAACUUGCAUCUUAA
Molecule: messenger RNA, 339 nt
Organism: Condylostylus longicornis
Lineage: Eukaryota; Metazoa; Arthropoda; Insecta; Diptera; Dolichopodidae
Product: dynein light chain 1, cytoplasmic-like
Exons: 1
Coding region: 1-339 (112 amino acids)
Biological process (GO): microtubule-based process
Cellular component (GO): dynein complex
Molecular function (GO): dynein intermediate chain binding; dynein light intermediate chain binding
Source: RefSeq, a predicted model, not a curated record